AUGAGCACUCAUUUUACAUCUGAUCAAGUAACCACUGAGGCGGCAGCGAAUGUGCUACUGACAAGUAUAACAGUCUUCUUUCCUUUUUUACUGGUGCUUCUUCUAUUGUAUGAGAUAUUACGACCUCGUGUGCCGCACGUGUAUUCGCCUGAAAACCAUAUCGACUUUCCCGAGUCCAAGCAGCACAAUUUCUUUAGCUGGGUGCCCUUUCUGUGGCGCAUUGAUGAAGCCAAAGUAGCUGAAAAGUGUGGAUUGGAUGCCUGGGUGCUACUACGCUUUAUAAAAAUGGGGCGUAAGGUGGCGCUAUUCUGUGUCUUGUGUUCAUUCGUCCUAUUUCCUAUAUAUUUCUUCACGGCAGCCGUAUUUGAGGCUCAAAACAGACAUCAUGACUUGAUACAGAUGCUACCUAAUGAAGGGAUAGUAGCUAAUGCAACCAUAGCUACUAUCACGUCCAUGAUGAUGAUUAUCCUCAAUCGACAAUCGGAUCUUGGUAACAGUACAGCUAAUACCCUGUCUUCAGACGGGAAGGUAAAGCUAGACGUUGUUGAUCGUCUAACGAUCGCCAAUGUGGGUAAGGAUGACUGGAGACUCUAUUUUACGGUGUUAGUCUCAUACAUGAUGAGUACUUACGUCAUGCAACUACUGCUAAAUGAGUACACGAUGUACCGCAAGCGCCGCCACGAGUUUCUAAUGCGUAAGCACCCACAGCAGUAUAGCGUCGUCAUUUCAGACCUUCCCGAGUCGCAACGGCGCCCACAGACAUUGCAGGCGUAUUUGGACUACUUGUUUCCUAACUCAGUGCACUCGGUCUACAUUGGUGUUGAGUGCGCGGAGCUAGAGAAACUGCUAGCUAAGCGGCAGGAAAUUGUUUCCCGUCUUUAUACAGCGCAUGCCAAGCUAAACGAAGCAAAAAGUAAGGCUGGUGACCAUGAUGUGAUUAAGCGACCGAAAGAAUGGAUUGAUCGCCGCCUUUUUGGACUCUGUGGUGGCAAACAGGUUGACGCUGUUGACCACUACACCGAGAUAUUACAAAAGCUUGAAGCCGAAACUAUUUGUGUUCGAGACAACAUCCUUCAGCGUCGAUCGGCAGAAAAGACCCAAGAACCUGUUAGUACAAAUCAGUAUGACUCCAUAAAUGUAGCGCCACGGGGAUUUACUACUUUGACUGAACUGGCAGAGAAGCUACGUAAAACAAAGAGCGCGUCUAGUGACCGACGGUGGGGCGAAGCAACGUUGCCGCUGCUCUCUGUAAAGUGGCGAGCUCCCAAACAGCCUAACGUAAUGCGUAGCUGCGCAUUUGUCAGCUUUCGUAGCAUUCGUUCUGCACAAGCAGCGCAGCAACUACUUCAGGUAGAGAACCCGCGUCGCAUGAUUAUCCUCCCAGCGCCCAACAUCCGUGAUGUGCAGUGGAAAAACUUUGGUCUACCGCAUAAACUUAGAGCUAAGUGGAAGCUUAUCUCAGUGGGAGUUUCUCUUUUGAUUGGAUGCUUUUGGACAGUGCCAACGGCUUUUGUCGCAUCCAUGGCUACUGUUGACGAGCUCCGCCAUCUGUUUCCGUGGCUUGGUGGCUUUAUGGAAAAGCACCCAUGGCUUCCGAUUGCUUUACAGCAAACUGCACCUCUAGUCUAUUCAGCAAUGAAUGGUCUUGCCAACGUAAUUUUCAAGCUGCUAUCCACCCAAGAGGGACAUUUAUCGAUCUCGGAGGUGGAAGCUAGUCGAUUUACCAAGCUAUGCUUUUUCCAAGCAUUUCAGAUGUUCUUUGUAUCGGCGCUAACCGGAUCUAUCAUCACGGAAUUUAUGCUGUUCUUGGACCAGCCACGCAUGCUGUUCUUCUUCUUGGGCAACACAAUCGCAAACCAGUCCAUGAUGUUCAUUACCUUCAUAAUCUCACAACUUUGUGUGGGUAUGUCUCUAUUCCUGCUGCGUGUAUCACCGUUGGCGAUCUCUGCGGCUUACCAUCUCCUGGCUCCAAUGCAUGCAAAAUUACCGCAGCCUCAAGUUUGGAUGGGCCUUUGCCCCGUCAAUUUACAAACCGACAUAGAUGCCCCGAUGAAUCUGGCUCAGCAAUAUCUUGUGUUCUUACUAGUCGUGGUGUUUACUCCGAUUGCACCACUAUUGGGUUACUUUGGCGCGAUAUUUUUCGCAGUAUCUGAGCUUUCCUACAAGCGAUGUUUUUUCUUUGUCAAUAGCUCACGCUGGGCAGCAACUAAUUCAAUGGGAGUUUUUUGGCCACCUCUUUACUCGUUCGUGAUCGGGGCACUUAUCAUUAGCCAGUGCACUCUGAUUGGACUGCUAUCGUUGAAGUCAGCCGGGUAUGGACCUAUUGGGCUCAUGACUGUACUACCUCUCAGUACACUGAUAUUCCAUUGGUAUGCAGUUGAUCUGUCUCAUUUAAAGCGUGCUGCCGAGAAUCUGCCCCUUGAUCAGUGCUGUGACGUUGACGAAGAGCGAAAGAAUGAUUCCUUCGACUUUCUCGAUGGUGUUUACCAGCAGCCAGCUCUCGUGGAGGCAUUCCGCCUGGCUUCAAUCUUAACUUGCUACCCAGGCGUUGUCAUUGAUUCUACUGACAAACUGGUAAACGUACCAAAACGCCACAUUGAGCCACUAAACCAACCCGCAAAGCCUCUUAACCAGCGGAUUUGUUUAGCUGAGAUUAACAAAGAUGUGAAAGACGAGAUCAAAAUAACCGAAUGA
Messenger RNA from Peronospora belbahrii, 2694 nucleotides. Lineage: Eukaryota; Oomycota; Peronosporomycetes; Peronosporales; Peronosporaceae. The record is from the annotation of a GenBank genome assembly.